Messenger RNA from Cladophialophora yegresii CBS 114405, 1254 nucleotides. RefSeq names its product lipoyl synthase, mitochondrial. Gene Ontology annotation, biological process: lipoate biosynthetic process. NCBI's taxonomy places the organism in Eukaryota, Fungi, Ascomycota, Eurotiomycetes, Chaetothyriales, Herpotrichiellaceae. Bases 1 to 1254 code for a protein of 417 amino acids. The transcript has a single exon. The record is from RefSeq and is a predicted model, not a curated record. Gene Ontology annotation, cellular component: mitochondrion. Gene Ontology annotation, molecular function: 4 iron, 4 sulfur cluster binding; lipoate synthase activity.
AUGGCCGCUACUGUCCCGCGCUAUCGUUGCCUCAACGGUCGCCAAUGGUCUUCACCAUUCAAAGUAUUCCUCCCGCAGGCUAUACCGUCGACAUCGCGAUCAUUCGCCACCACCACUGAUGACAUCCCGACGCCCAACUCGCGUGUCCAACCCACCACCUUCGCUGACAAGCUCAACGCCGGCCCUUCGUUCUCAGACUUUGUCUCUGGCAAAGAACCACCUCUACAACCAUCCGAAGCGUAUGAACUGAAGACCGCACUCGUGGGCCCAAAGGGCAAACAGAAAAGAAUCACCCGCCUGCCAGAGUGGCUCAAGACACCUAUCCCAGACACGUCGUCAUACAAGAAGAUCAAGAACGACUUGCGCGGCCUGAAUUUACACACGGUGUGUGAAGAGGCGCGAUGUCCGAAUAUUUCAGAUUGCUGGGGCGGGAGUCGCAAAUCAGCGGCGACCGCAACGAUCAUGCUGAUGGGCGAUACCUGUACGAGGGGAUGCCGAUUUUGCAGCGUCAAAACAUCCAAGGCGCCGCCGCCGUUGGAUCCGCAUGAGCCGGAACAUACCGCGGAAGCGCUGUCGCGAUGGGGAUUAGGGUACGUGGUCCUGACCAGUGUUGAUCGGGAUGAUCUGGCCGAUGGCGGGGCACAUCACUUCGCGGAGACGGUGCGGAAGAUCAAGUCCAAGGCGCCUGCGAUCUUGGUCGAGUGCCUGACGGGCGACUACGCGGGAGAUCUGGAAAUGGUCAAACUGGUCGCGACGUCCGGAUUGGACGUGUAUGCGCACAAUGUCGAGACGGUCGAGGCGCUGACUCCGCAAGUCCGCGACCGGCGCGCCACGUUCCGCCAAUCGCUCAGUGUGUUGAAGGCCGCAAAAGCCGCAAAGCCUGGUCUCAUCACAAAGACGUCAAUCAUGCUCGGGCUGGGCGAGACGGAAGAGCAAAUCUUCGAGGCCUUACGGGAACUCCGUGCCAUCGACGUCGAUGUGGUCACCUUUGGACAGUACAUGCGUCCCACGAAGAGGCACAUGCCGGUCCACGAAUAUGUUACGCCGGAUGUGUUCGAGCAGUGGCGAGUACGGGCGCUGGAGAUGGGGUUCCUAUACGUGGCGAGUGGCCCGUUGGUAAGGAGCAGCUAUAAGGCCGGAGAGGCUUUUAUCGAGAACGUGUUGAAGAAGAGAAGGGCUGGACGUGGGGAGACCGCGAAUGCGGAUCUGGCGAGGGAGAUUGACGGGAAGGGUUUCGAGAGUGGGAGUUUGUGA